This is a messenger RNA of Dryobates pubescens (Downy woodpecker), 664 nucleotides long. RefSeq names its product ADP ribosylation factor like GTPase 8A (gene ARL8A). Bases 43 to 603 code for a protein of 186 amino acids. Gene Ontology annotation, molecular function: GTPase activity; GTP binding. Lineage: Eukaryota; Metazoa; Chordata; Aves; Piciformes; Picidae. The record is from RefSeq and is a predicted model, not a curated record. Gene Ontology annotation, biological process: protein transport; anterograde axonal transport. The transcript has 7 exons. Gene Ontology annotation, cellular component: lysosomal membrane.
CCGGCUGUCCCCGCUCGGCUCGGCGCGGCGCGGCCCGGCACCAUGCUGGCGCUCUUCAACAAGCUGCUGGACUGGUUCCGGGCGCUGUUCUGGAAGGAGGAGAUGGAGCUGACCCUGGUGGGGCUGCAGUACUCGGGCAAGACCACCUUCGUCAACGUCAUCGCGUCAGGCCAGUUCAACGAGGACAUGAUCCCGACGGUGGGCUUCAACAUGAGGAAGAUCACCAAGGGGAACGUGACCAUAAAGCUCUGGGACAUCGGAGGCCAGCCGAGGUUCCGCAGCAUGUGGGAGCGGUACUGCCGCGGCGUCAGCGCCAUCGUGUACAUGGUGGAUGCAGCAGACCAGGAGAAGAUAGAGGCCUCCAAGAAUGAGCUGCACAACCUGCUGGACAAGCCACAGCUGCAGGGCAUCCCAGUCCUAGUCCUGGGAAACAAGCGAGACCUGCCUGGCUCCCUGGACGAGAAGGAGCUCAUCGAGAAGAUGAACCUCUCUGCCAUCCAGGACAGAGAGAUCUGCUGCUACUCCAUCUCCUGCAAAGAGAAGGACAACAUUGACAUCACCCUACAGUGGCUUAUCCAGCACUCGAAGUCCAGGAGAAGCUGAGGCCCUGCAGCCCACGGCGCAGCCUGGGAAGAUGCCAUGGUCCAAGCCCCUGCCCCGCCCU